Molecule: messenger RNA, 2103 nt
Organism: Lodderomyces parapsilosis
Lineage: Eukaryota; Fungi; Ascomycota; Pichiomycetes; Serinales; Debaryomycetaceae
Gene: CRZ1
Product: DNA-binding transcription factor
Exons: 1
Coding region: 1-2103 (700 amino acids)
Biological process (GO): regulation of transcription by RNA polymerase II
Molecular function (GO): RNA polymerase II cis-regulatory region sequence-specific DNA binding; DNA-binding transcription factor activity, RNA polymerase II-specific
Source: RefSeq, a predicted model, not a curated record
AUGUCGUACAAUCCAGGAAAAGACGAUGAGGUUUACCACCAGCUACGCACAUCCCCUCAAGAAUUUGACAUCAACAACUUCCAGAUAGAUAGUGGUAUGCUACAACAGAAUGGAAUGGACUCACAAGAUUACCAACAGAGAAUUAUUCAAACCCCUGGGGCUAACUACCAAUAUCAGGGUAUGUCGGAACCUAACAUCAAAGUAGGUUACUCAGAAGCUUAUCAAGGGUUCGAUAACCCAAACAAUACUCAAGUCUCAUAUGACUAUGUCAAUCUAGAUCAACAACAAUACCCGGAAAAUCAAACAGGCAAUGGACUCUCUUUGAAUACUCAAAGCCUACCUCAGUUCAAUGACAACGAUUUCCUAUCACCAACAUCCCAAUUAAGUCACCUUUCUCCAGUCAACAAAACUAACAGUAACCCACAAAAUGAUUUCUUACAGGUGCAACAAAACCAAAUGGAUAACAAUUUUCUCAAUCCUAAUUCACCGGGUCAUUUUUCCUCGCAAUCUUUGUACUCGGACAAUUCAUCUCAACCAGCUUCCCCAUAUCUUGACGCAGCAUCACAUUUCAGUAACACCAAUUUGGCUCCUCCACAGGCUCCUGGACCUGCAUUUUCCGAUGCAGGAUCGAUACAUGGGGGAAAUUCGUCUACAAACUUGGUACAAAAUCAUUUUGACACUCGGAACAACAACGAUUACUUAAACACUAAUAUUGCAUUUGGGGAAUCGAUUAGCUCGACAAACCUACCAACAAUGUCUUCUUCUUCUAAUGCAUGGCAACAAACCGUUGAAGCGGAUCUUCAAAGAGAGGAAUACAAUGGAUUAGAAUUUGGCGCUGGAACGGAGUAUCCGCGUGAGUUCCGGUUGGACUCUCAACCACUUGUUCAAAAAGAGCCCCGAGGUUUUGAAGAGAAUCUUCAGCUCAAUAACGUCAAUGCCCAAGUGGAAACAGACCCAAAUCAUUUCACUUUCCGUAGUCCACAAAUGGAUUUUGACCUCGAUAUAAAGGUAACCCCUCCGGAACAUUCAGGAGAGUCAAAAGCACAAGAUAUUGAAGGGGACGCCAGUGAAGAGGUGAAUCAAUUACUCACAGAAAACAACUUGUCUACCUACAACAAUCAAAUGAAAGAACAAGAUGACGAGCAAGGUCCAACAGUGCAUAAAGACUCAUCAGGCAUUGUGAUCUCAAUCCAUCAAGCUCCUGAAGUUAUGGCUGCAAGGACGCCAUCAUUGUUUAGUAAUUCGUCCGCAAACUCUUCACUAAACUUGUCCCGAACCAACAGUCGCAAUGACGGUGACGCAAAAGACGAGAAAAAGAGCAGCGUCAGUCUUGUACCGAACUCGCAAAUUAUCCCUUCGUCACCAAACUCAGCUAGUGGUGAAGAGAGUUCAAGGGAUUUGCUAAAUCCCGAAUAUCAGUCAAUCAAACGUGGAAGGAGAAAGAGCCAUGCGUCCAAGACUUCAAACAGUUUAUCUCCAAGACCGCGAUCGAAAUCACCAGUAUCAACCAAAAGUGUCAAUGGUGAUAAUGAUGACAAUAGUGAUGAGGAUGAGAAUGACGAGAAUGAUGAUUCCUCGCAAGUGUCCUCCCGUGAGAAGAUGUUGGAAUUGGCUCUGCCAAAUCAGUCAUCGAAACGUACACAAAAACACCCCAGUGUUUAUGCAUGUCACUUGUGCGAGAAGCGUUUCACUAGACCGUACAAUUUGAAAUCGCAUUUGCGUACGCAUACUGAUGAAAGACCAUUCAUUUGUAGUCAAUGUGGUAAGGCAUUUGCUAGACAGCAUGAUCGGAAAAGACAUGAGGACUUACAUUCUGGUGAAAAGAAGUUUCAAUGUAAGGGAAUGUUGAAAAAUGGUCAGCCUUAUGGAUGUGGAAGAAAAUUUGCUCGCGCUGAUGCAUUGAGGCGGCAUUUCCAGACUGAGGCUGGUAAAGAGUGCAUACGGCUUUUGAUUGAGGAAGAAGAGGAGGAGAAACGGAAUGGGGGAGUAGUGCUAUCCUCUGUUGAUACAAUAGGAAGCAGUGGUAAUGAUUUCUUGAGUCCAGAUUCCUCGUCAACAGGACGUGGAUCCGUGCCUCAAGUAGCAAUUUCCCCGCCAGAGUAG